GAUCGAGUCAUCAUGGAUUCUAAGGGUGGAAAUCCGUUCUUAAUGGACGACUAUGCGGCGGAGCCGGGAGGCGGCUUGCCCCCGCAGGUCUCGAAUCCUUUCCUGCAAGAUUUCUCCGACGCGCCGACCACCGGCGCGGGCGAGAAUCCUUUCCUGAACUUCACCAGCGAUCAGACUUACGAGCCCGCGGUGUCCGUCGAGUCAACCAAUCCGUUCGCCACCUUCGGUAUCGAAAGUACCGCUCCGAGCACCGUGUUCGGCGCGACCGACAGUAUAAAUACGCCAGCAACCAACGUCUUCACUAGCCAAUCAUCCGACAUCUUCGUCACGUCCGAUAACGCGAGCGUGGAUCUUUUCGGCUCGAUGACGACGACGCCGACGACAAUAGAGGAGAAACAACCGCCGGCGGUCGUCAGUCCGCCGCAACAGCCGGCUACGCCAGCGGCGACGCCUCCGUCGAAGAACGGAAAACCGCUACCGUCGAGGCCGCCGCCGCCGCCAAGACCGCAGCCUCCGCCACCACCGAUACAACCGGCCGCCAAGAACACGAAGGACCUGAUACUGUCGGUCACCGGAGCCAUGGACGCAACCUCGAAUCAUCUCCUGGAUCGCCUGCAGGCGACGAGAACGCCCAGUCCGACGCUCAUGCACUCGCCGUCGCCCACUCCGGAGCACAGCUUUGCCGAUCUGCUGGACGUCGAUAGCAACGUGCCGGAUCUGAUUCCGGACGACAGUAAAAUCGUCGAGCCGCCGCAAAACCAGGACAUCAUGGAUCUCUUCGACGCGCCCAACAUGGACGUCGCCGCGAGCGUUAUCUUCUCCACUUCUAUGACCGCGAGCACCACGAAUCUGGUCACCGGAGUCCCGCUGACCACCACCAUCAAGGAUAAUCCUUUCGCGAGUAUGGCCGAGGACACGGUGCCGGUCUCGCAGGUGCAGCCUGUUUUUGGAACGGAAUACUCGGAGGAUGUUGUCAGUAACGAGAAACGGCCCUCUCUGACUUCCGCCACUCCUUUUGCCGACAUAGAAACGGAAGUCGAAAAAUCUGGCGCUGUCUUGGACUUCGCGGAACCUGCUCCCGCGGUUCAACCCGUGUCGACGGCUGCCGAGCUCUUCCAAGCAGCGGAACAAGCUUCCACCGGUGCCGACGCAAGCUUCUUCUCCGUGACGGAUACAACAACAACAACGCCGUUUGGCGUGGCCGAAGCACCGCCCGCGCCACCACCGAGACCAUCUUUCGCGCCAGCAGCAGCUGCUCAGCCCUUGUUCGCGACCUCGGAAGUCACACAACCCGUUCAAAAUGUCUUUGCUUCGGAUCUGCUGGGCGACUUUGGAGAACCAAUGAAAGAGACCGGCGGCGGCCUGAUUUCCACCAGUCCGAUCCCCGGAACGGAGUUUCCUGGAAAUGAGGCUUACCGGCCCGAGGAAGAGUUGGACAACUUCGCAGCGACAACGAAGGCAAUCGAGGACACAGGCGACUCGUUCGACGCUUUCGCGUCCAAGUUCGACAGAGCCGCCGAACCGGAAAUCAACGGUGGAGAUCCAUUCUUGGAUGCUUUCGGCGGUCCAACCGCUAUGGAUACUUCUAGCGACGUUUGGGGAGACUCGUCGGUGGCUGGUUCAGAAACAGCGAUCACCGGUUUUGGAGAAUCUGAAGGUUUCGAUUCUUUUUUGAGUAUGACAGCUCCACCGCCUGACGCGGCAGUGAAAAGAUCCGAGUCUGCGGAAUCGGACGAGGGACCGGAUUUCAGUGUAUUUAUCAAACCGAAGGAAGGAGAUCAGACGACAACAGCGGAAGGUGGGCCUGUACCCACGUUAGCACCGCCACCGAAGAGUCCUCAGGUAGCCGCGUAUACGGAUACCUCGCCGCGUUUCAAUCCCUUUGAUAAAUCCGGGAAUGCGCAGGAUGCUGUGGUAUCCGAAACUGCUCAGACAGCCGAAAUGGCUAGAACAGAUUCUCAGGAAACCCCGCCUACUCCUUUGUUUGACGAAGAUGUCAGCCAACCUCUCGAGGAUUUCCCGAGAUCGAUUUACUUGGGUGACGGCUGGGAGAUGCAAUUGCGACAACCGAAUAAGAAGAAGAUCACAGGACAACGAUUCUGGAAAAAGAUCUUCGUUAGAUUGGUUUUGCAGGGUGGCAGUCCGAUUCUCCAGCUGUUCAACAAUAAAGACGACAAAGAUCCGUUUCAAGAAUUACCUCUGCUCGCUUGUUAUUCAGUGUCGGACAUCGGCGCUCAACAAUUCGAUCAAUACGGAAAGAUCUUUACGGUGAAAUUGCAAUACAUUUUCUACAAGGAGAGACCUGGCGUACGGCCUGGUCAAGUCACGAAGGCGGAAAGGAUCACGAACAAACUCAGUCAGUUUGCGGCAUACGCUAUUCAAGGAGAUUAUCAAGGUGUCAAAGAGUUCGGAAGCGAUCUAAAAAAAUUGGGUCUUCCUGUCGAACACGCGCCUCAGAUCUCUCAGUUAUUCAAGCUCGGUUCUCAAUGUUUUGAAGACAUGAAACAAUUUUCCUGCACCGUCGAGGAAGCUCUCUUCAGGUUAUCGGCGCACCGAGACCGGGCGCUACAUUACAAAAUGGAAGAGGUUCAGGUGACGGUCGUAGAUGAGCUGUAUGUCGAGCAAAACGCCGAAGGUCACGUUGACAAACAGAUCGCACGUGUUCGUCUCUUCUUCCUGGGAUUUCUUUCCGGUAUGCCUGAUAUAGAAUUAGGAAUAAAUGAUAUGUGGCGACAGGGUAAAGAAGUCGUUGGCAGACACGAUAUUAUCCCCGUCGUGACGGAAGAAUGGAUUCGCCUGGAGAAUGUUGAGUUCCAUUCGUGUGUCCAGCAGGACGAGUACGAGAAAUCGCGGAUAAUAAAGUUCAAGCCGCCGGAUGCAUGUUAUAUUGAAUUGAUGCGAUUCCGUGUAAGACCGCCUAAAAACAGGGAACUGCCGCUUCAGCUAAAAGCUGUUAUGUGCGUCACUGGAAACAAGGUGGAGUUGAGAGCGGAUAUUCUCGUGCCGGGUUUUGCAUCCAGGAAACUAGGCCAAAUACCAUGCGAAGACGUGAUGGUUCGCUUUCCGAUACCCGAGUGCUGGAUCUACCUCUUCAGGGUGGAAAAGCAUUUCAGGUACGGCUCGGUAAAAUCGGCGCACAGAAGAACUGGCAAAAUUAAGGGUAUCGAGAGAUUUUUGGGCGCCGUCGACACGUUGGAGCCACAGCUGAUGGAAGUCACUUCUGGUCAGGCGAAAUACGAACAUCAACAUCGCGCUAUCGUAUGGAGGAUGCCCAGGUUGCCAAAGGAGGGGCAAGGUGCAUACACCACGCAUCAGCUGGUUUGCCGUAUGGCUCUCACUUCCUAUGACCAGAUUCCUGAAAAUCUCUCAGAAUACUGUUACGUGGAGUUCACGAUGCCUGCGACACAAGUAUCCCAUACAACUGCGAGAAGUGUCAGCCUCCAAAACAGCGACAGUGACGCGCCGCCGGAAAAGUAUGUCCGAAAUUUGUCGCGGCACGAAUACAGGGUGGGAAUCGAACAUACGCAAGGCGAAGGGCCGGGUGCAUACGUCACGGCUACAAUCGCAUCGAAGAAAAUCCCGGAAAGCACGCCGGAAGUUCAGGAAGUGGUCGAAACGCCGGCCGACUCCGAUUCCGAUUCCUCGGAGUAAUCUGGAUAAUCGAUUGCUAGAUCGACGCCGAUCGAUCGUCCGUGUUGUAAUAAUUAAAGCGGAAAGAAAGGGAUAGAGAGAGAGAGAGCUAAGGAGAACGCGUUACGUAAGUCGUUCGGUAGAGAGUUACACGGCCGACUUUUAGUCGUUUUUAAGAGGUGGAUAUAGAUAUUAUACCAUGAUGUACGUGUUAUUAAUCUGUAUACAGAGAGAAAAUGCGCGCGAAUCGGCUACGAAGCGUUUUAUAAACCGCCAGUAAUUACGAUAACCGUCGGACAAUUAUUCCGCGAUUUCGAUUACACGUGAAAGCGUAAUAUUUUACGCGAGCGUUUAUCGAUUCGGAAUUGAAUUCGACGGCGAUCGUUACGGGUGAAUAAAAUGGAAUCAGGUCGGCGUAGACUGAAGCUAAUCGAUUCGCAAGAAAACAUCUUAACUCGGCUCAAAACUGAUCGAUGAACUCAUGGAGGUAAUCAAAGCCAUACACGCCAAAGAAAUAAUUUGCUUAAAAUUUCUCGCAGAAUAAAAAAAAAAAUACCUAAAUUACCUUUGACCCUUGUCUUUUUUCGUGAUAUUAAAUCGCAUUAUGAAGACCUCAGCGUCUUCUUGACAUUUAUUAAGUAUCGUUAUUUUAAUGUUUGAUUCUCGUUUUAAUCACUUUAAUCAUCAUUUGUAAAAUAAUGUUGCAAGCAGGCGGUUUACGAAACAUUUUGUCCGCAUUCGCGCAAUAUAGUUGUUAACGACAAGUAAAGGAAAACUAAUUUGAGAUGGAAGGACAAUACCGCUUUUUCGUUCCGUUUAGCUCGUUAAGUCGUAGAACACUCGCGGUGGAAAGCUUUGUGUUCAUGUUGUGCGCCCAUGAUGUUUCAAAGGCUCGUCGAUAUUCUCAUAGAUGGUCGCAGGUGUUGAAAUUUCAUUGUUAAGAACAGUCGCGUGCUAUGCACUCUUUUAAACGGCCAGACGAUAAAUAUUACCGAGCAAUUACAUUUUUAUUCAAAAAAUUUAUGCAGGAAUUAUUUAGAUUAGCGCUGAUUUGUAUCCGUAAUUUUUUUUCGGUAAUUCAUGCAUGGAAACUGGAAUAUUUUUGAUAUUUUAAACUCCUUUGAUUGCACUUCAACGUUCGUAAAAACCCAAUAACAUUAUCCAAUUCGAUAAAUCAGCGAAAUAAAAUAAAACGUCGUCCAGAAAAGAAGAUAUAUUGUUAUGUCACGUCGUCGUUGCGAUCAGAGGGCAAUAAUUUGUUAGGCAUCGUUAUGUUUUUAUAGACGCAAGCAUAUCCCAUUGUUUGAGCUUAUAGAUGAUCUAUACAUACCGUUAUCUAGUCACUAGAUGCUAGGUUUAUCAAUCAGUGAUCGCGUGCGUUAUAGAUUUUGUAGGAUAGUGUGUGGACAACAAUAAUAACGCGGUAUCGAUGUGCAAUAUAUUCGUAUGAUUGAGAGAAAGAGAGAGAGAGUGUGUGUGUGUGUGUAUCGAUGAGAAUACAUCUAGUCUUUAACAAUACUUGUUUAAGCGCUAAUGAUAAUCACGAAUAAUCUGUAAGCGCUUGUAGCGGUAACGUAUCGUAAAUUCUAGACGUAAGUUUCCGUUUUGUUAUCAUUUUACUUUCGUCUUUUUCGAUCGGUAUGGAAUAUUGCCGACGUGCAUAUAAGCAGCAUCCAGUACAUUAGGAUUCAGCAUUGACGGCUAUACAAAUGAUUAUAGCUAUACUGACGACAUAAUCACUUCUACUAAUAAGUAAGUACAUAGAGAGAUCUCCAGUAAUUGUAUAUAUAAUCUCUAAAAUAAUCUAGUCGCGUUUUUAGGAAGUUUUAGGAUAUAUAGACUAAUAUUUAGAGAGUAAGUUUUAGUUUGCAUUUUGAAUUUUUUGUUUACACGUUUCUCAACCUUCACGAAAAGGUCAGAAGAGUUGAUUCUAGUCCCUAGCUAUUAAGUGAAUCGUAUGACACGGACGGACAUACUGUCGAUCAUACGUUAAUUGUUAAGGUCUAGAUUAUAAGAUUCGACUAAGCGACUUCCGCCGGUAUUUGGCAGCAGAUCCCACAAGAGGCAAGCAUACAAAUUACUUAUACAAUUAGAUGUACGAUUGAGACGAACAGAUGCGUCUGUUAAUUGUUAAUUGCCACUCUGAUCCUCUCGGCGACACAUAAAGCAUACUUCUUUGUAAAUUUUUCCUCAAAUUAUAUUUUUGUGCAAAGUUGAUACGAUGACAAAAUUGUCAAUUUUUUAAGAGGUGAAAAAGAAAACAAUGUUUUAUAGUGUAAAAUGAGAACAUAAGUAUAUUAUAUGACUGACUAAAAGCAACAAAAAGUUUUACAACAUAUUAUUUUAUCCGUAACACAAUUUUUAGCAAGUCAAAUAUCACAACUGUGUUUAUAAUUUAUAUACAGCUUUAUACUAUAAAAUUAUUUUAAUUAAAAUAUAAAUUAUAUAUAGGUAUAAAUAUAAAUUAAAUUAUAAUUUUUUUACAACAGAUUUUUCUUGGCAGAUAGAAAUAUUUGUACAGUAUAUUAUUACUGCGCCGAAAGUUUUAAGAAAAUGCGCGCAAAAAGUCUACAAAUUGUAUUUGUAAACGUCGAAUCCGAUGCUCCUCGCUCUUUGAAACAGCGCAAAGCUUUUCGAGCUACAGUGUCAAGGUUUGUUUGAGUUUGGUAUCUUAAACGGAUUUUGGGCAAGUCUUUCUCAAACGGAAGCUUGUACCAAAACGUGACGUUUCCAGCUCGUGAUCUCAAAAUACGCGUAACCGUAUCGUCAUGCGAUGCAGAACGGCGUUCGUGUAUCUAAGCAAAAAAAAAAAUGAAGCAUAAAUACAAGACAAACAUUACAUGUAUAGACUUUAGGAAAGAAUAAGUAGUUAGUGAAUAUAUAAGUAUGGCUCCAGCAUGUUUACAAGAUUUUAAGAGAGAAUGGAUGGUAAUGAAGAGAAAUCAUAGAGAGAAAGAGUGCGCGAGAGAAAAAGAGAAUAGGAUUUUGAACAUUUAACGAAGGAAGGUUGAUAAUUGUCACAUGUUUAUUGCAGUUCUGUCCACGUUUGCCUCUCUAAUAGCUUUUCUAAUCCAGAAAGAAGGAAAUUGUAAGAGAACGCGGUAAACAUACACAGUUAUAAAAAUGUUAUGAAAAUUAUCUCUAAAGUUAUUAACUUUAUAAAACGCACUAUAAUACAACUUGUUAAUUUCGUUUGUAACCGUAUUUUAAUACAAUCACGUAAAAUGCGUUAAGCCCCUGAAAGCUCAUCGUAGCGGUAUGAUAUAUAAUUCGAAUUAGUUUUGUGAAAAAUGUGGUGGUAUUUCUGUAAAAAAAAAAAAAAAAAGAACAGCUUCAAUGUUAGCAUGUAUACAGCGAAAAUAAUGAAAAAUAGGCAUGAGACUAGCAUCAUGAUCUCCGUUGCAAUAUAUUAAUGUGUCAUGUACAAGUCGAUAAACCCCUCGAGAAGAGCAUUAAUUAUCUCCAUAUAAGUUAAGCAGAAGGUAGGCGAUAUAUAUAUAUAUAAAUCCUGUUGAUUCAACUUGAUAUAAAAAAGUAAAUUGUAAAGGAAAUAAUAAGACGUAGAAUAUGAUAUAGCCGUUGCCUCCUCUCCUUGUAUUGAAAAAUGUUCUGUACAGGUGAAAAAAGUCUGUAAAGAUAAAGUCUAGUCAUGCUUUUUUGUGAGACCGAUAUAUAAUAUUUAGGGGAAAUACGAAAAAUGAAGAUAUCCCGUGACAGAAGGUGUGUGACAUAGAAUAACGCGUGUUUCUCCGAGCAUGUUGCUUCUUCUCGAUACCCGCACCCGAUCGCCCUUAAAUGAAAUCAUCGAAGACAGCUUUGUUCUAGCUUACGCUUUUUACCGUGCAGAUGUAUUUGUUAUGAGAUUAAAUAAAGAGCUUUUCGUA
Molecule: messenger RNA, 7514 nt
Organism: Linepithema humile (Argentine ant)
Lineage: Eukaryota; Metazoa; Arthropoda; Insecta; Hymenoptera; Formicidae
Source: RefSeq, a predicted model, not a curated record